Molecule: messenger RNA, 1668 nt
Organism: Trichobilharzia regenti
Lineage: Eukaryota; Metazoa; Platyhelminthes; Trematoda; Strigeidida; Schistosomatidae
Source: the annotation of a GenBank genome assembly
AUGAAAUCUCUGUCUUAUUUAUCUUAUUUUACAUAUAAUUACUACUAUUAUUAUGAUGAUUAUAAUAGUGGCGAUCAUCAUAAUUACUUCUAUGGCCAGUGUUUCUAUCGUUAUCUAAUUACACUCAGUUUAUUAUUAGUAAUUUAUGCAGUUAAUUCGGUUACAUGUCAAACAAAUGAAAUUGAAAUUGACAAUUGUUUUGGUUUAACAAAUAAUGAUGAUAAUAAUAAUAAGCAUGAUUUUAAAAAGCUGCUUAAAAGCUUUGCAUAUCGUCGUGCUUAUUAUUAUAAAACAAAACCAGAUGGACUUGAACUGGUAACAAAAUUUAAUCCAUUAUCUUGUAUUUAUGGUGUGAUUCUACCGCAUGAAAAAAGUUUUCAUCACUUAAACAUUCAUAUAAUGGACACUUAUUUGCAAGUGAUAAAGUCUACAUCAGAUAAAUAUGAAUUAAUAAGUAAACAUCAAGUGAAAUUUAGUAUUCUUCAAAAUAUUGAUGAUGGUAUUACUGACAGUACUGUUUAUUUAGCUAAAAUUUAUAUGCAACUUAAUGAGAAUAAUAAAACAAAUAUGCUUUUACAAAUAAGCGAGUUUAAAUCACUAGUUAGUCCAGUUUACUUUAUUAUCGAGCAUGAUUUACCCACAGAAGUUGAUGGUUUAAUCCAUGUCCAUUUACAUCUGUUAGUGACACCAGUAUAUUUAUGUAGAAAAUAUGAAGGUAUGCUUUUACCAGUGGAUAAAGAUUUCAGCCGUUACCAAGGUGAACAACAACAACAACAACAAUUACCUAUAGAAAAAGAUAAAACAACAAUUGGCGAAUUAUUUAAUUGUAUGGAGGCUAAAAAUAAAUCUCUACUUGGUAAUUUGUUUAAACCAUACUUUUGUAUUAAAUCAUCAUUAAUGUGCGAUCAAUAUUCAAAUUGUCCACAAGUGUUUAGUUAUACUGGGCAUAAUUUUAAAACGUUAGAUGAACAUCCUGUAUAUUGUCGUAAGGUUUUUGUCUUCCGUAUGAAAGAUAUUACACUGCAAACAAUAUUCUUUUCAUUAUUAUCAAUUUCAUUAAUUUUAAUGACACUGACAUUUGCAUUACGUAAACGAUUUUUGAAUUUAUUCGAUAGAAUGUGUAAUAGAAGACAAACAACUCAACUAACUACUAAUGAAUCAGAUAAUGUAGGAAAUAUUACAGAGACUGGGGAUGGACAUCAACAACAAUAUCAUCGGCCUAUAACUAUCAUUGUCAAUAAUGCUGAUAUAAUGCGAAAUAAUACUCUUUCAGUUUUGUAUAAUCAGAAUGUAUCUCCAACGCAUUUCUAUGAACCACCUCCAUCGUAUAACGAGGCUAUUAAACACUCGAAUAUGUUGAGUAAACAACAAAGGCUUGAUGAUAGUAGUCAUUCUCAUGCAGAUAGCCCAGUUGACAUGACAACAUCAGCGGAGAGUUGUUCAGAUAUCUGUCAGUUACCGAGGAAAUUAAAGACGAACAGUCUAAGCCGUAAAAUCUUUUCACCUUACUAUCCUGAAGAGACGUCAGGGACAACUUCUUCUGUUUGCCUGAAAAGGAGUAAAACUUCCCCACCGAAUUAUAUUCAUUGUUUUAUGUCUGAUUUGAUGUCAGAAGCUUCUAAUUUGUAUUCCUCAAAUAAAAAUGAGGAUGAAGGAAAUGAAAGAUAG